Molecule: messenger RNA, 1610 nt
Organism: Macroventuria anomochaeta
Lineage: Eukaryota; Fungi; Ascomycota; Dothideomycetes; Pleosporales; Didymellaceae
Product: TPT-domain-containing protein
Exons: 3
Coding region: 177-1199 (340 amino acids)
Cellular component (GO): Golgi apparatus
Molecular function (GO): antiporter activity
Source: RefSeq, a predicted model, not a curated record
CUCUCCUCCAACCUUUCUCCGUGACACCCAAGGCCGACCCUCCUGCCCGCCGUGUACCGCCAGGCCUGCGCCUCCGCUACUUUGCCCAUCUGUCCUCUGCCCUCCGCCAGAGCAUGCGCGCAUAGCCUCGACAAUCCCGCCCACCAGUCGCUCGCUAGCACCAACACAUCGCCGCUAUGGUAGAGAAGCGCCCCUCGACCGACGGGCUCGUCGACAAUGUCGACCCCCGCGAGAGCACCGAGUUCGAGAUGGAGGAGCUGCCCACAUACGAGAAGCCCGCCGAGCCAUCACCAGUGUCCCUCAAGGACAAGCUGAUUACAUGUUUCUGGAUAUCUGUCAACACACUAUCGACGUUAGGGUUGAUCUUCCUAAGUAAACGUGUAUUCAGCGAUCCGCAACUCAAGCAGUGCCAGCUCAUGGUCGUCAUGUGGCAUUUCACAGCAACCGGUCUCGUCCUCUUCCUGUCCACCCUCGGUCCCUUCCGCGCCUUCAAGCCCGUAAAGCUCAAUGUCUGGAACAUGAUGCCUGUUUGCGCCUUCUUCGCCGGCUACGUCGUUCUUGGCAAUCUCAGCUUGACUUUCAACUCGAUUGGUUUCUACCAGCUGUCCAAGGUCAUGACCACACCAACCGUCGUUCUGAUCAACUUCGUCGUUUUCCGAAAGACCGUCACAAAGUGGAUGCUUGCAGCUAUCCUCACAACUUGCAUUGGUGUUUCCUUCACCAUGGGCGGAGAGGUAAAGACUGCGUUCUUCGGUGUCAUCAUUGCUACUCUCGCCUUCUGCUCGACCGCGCUCUACCAGAUCUGGAUUGGCAAGAAGAUUGAGGACUUCCAGGUCUCACCUCCUCAGCUGCUCCUCAACCAGGCACCCAUCUCCGUGUGCCUGCUCAUCCCCUUCGUUCCGUUCUUCGACACGAUCCCCAACCUCAGCGCAGUACCAACGAACCUCCUGUGGUCUGUCUGCGCAUCUGGUGUCAUGGCCUCCAUGUACAACUUGUCGCAGUUCUUGAUCAUUGGCCGCACAUCUGCGCUCACCUUCAACAUUGUCAGCCAUCUCAAGACCAUUCUCAUCUUGUCCAUUGGCUGGUACAGCGAAGGCAAGAUCCUGAGCCCGCGCGAGUGGCUUGGUGUGCUGCUGGCGCUUGGUGGCGGUUGGGUGUACUCGCACCUGGCGCUCAAGGCGAAGAAGCAGGCCAAAUAGACGCUUCGCAACGCAGCGGCUUGCGGCACACGGGCGCUCCACGACACACGGUAUACGGGUACAAGCGCAUAGAGCUUGUUGUACAAUGAGAUGCGUGCAUUGGGCGGGGUCUGGUGUUCCUUACAUUUUUCACCUCCCUUUUCUUUCGACCCUGGCAUGGCCUGUUUGAAUAUACAAUGUAUAGCGAAUCAGCGGCAUUGGACCUCAUCUUUUCUUUUUUGAUCUCUCAUGGCGAUAUAAAACGACACUUUCUAUAGAUCGAUGCGGCGAUACUGGUUUGGCGAUCUACUUUCUUCUCUAGGGUUUAGGGCUUGCACUUUUGGGCGAAUUGGCGUGUGGCGCCCAUACUCGUCCCCCGUAUUCAUGUAAUCGCACGACAUCAGAUAUCUUGAUGAAUGAACAGAUGUAUUC